AUGGCUGGUAGAAUCGGGCCUGAGAAGCCUCUUCCACAUACCGAUGAAUUCGCCAGCACAGAAGAUUAUGUGGACUCUCUCUUGGACUUCGUGGGAUCAGAUGAGACCCUCAGGACACUAUGCGGCGGUGUACAUAUUCUAGACUUCUUCACCAGUGAGCCAUCAUUGUAUGAGCGGAUAUUGCCUCAGGAAUGGCGAGAUUUCUUCGCCCAGCAGGAUCCCAUGCGGAUAGUGGAUCUACUGCUCAGAGAUGACUUGUCUACGUCUGCCGAAAACCGCGAAAAGGAGAGCGUACACUGGCCUCCUCCAAGUCUCUUGGCCUAUAUACGAAGAGUCAGGAAGCACUUGCUGCUUCGAGAACCAGGUGGGUCGCAGUGCUCGCGUAACAGGCAGGUGAAGAAAGUCCAAAAGCUGGCACGGAAUGUGGCUGUGGGCAUGAAUGUCAAGAAAGUUCAUGAGGUUGGCCUCUUUUCUUCAUACCUCGACCAUCUUGCCUGGUCUAUCAGUGACCUUACUGACGAGCCUAUAUCACAUCUUGUGGAUUUUGGAUCUGGACAAAACUAUCUGGGUCGUGCUUUGGCCAGUGAGCCGUAUAACAGGAACAUCGUGGCCAUUGAGAGCAAACAAGCCAAUGCUGAAAGAGCAAAGGAGUUUGACAUUAUGGCAAAACUGGCAGUCAAGCAAAAACUCAUGCGGGAUAAGAAGGCGUUUAGGAAUGGCUUUGAUCCCGUGUCUGCCGUUCCCACUCCUGUCGUACCCGCAGACUUACCUACUCCUCCACCUGAACAUAACUCCGGUCUUAUUACACGUGCUCCCGAAGUCGAGCUAGCAGCAUCGGGAAAGGGCAAAAUUCAGUACGUUGACCACCGCAUCAAGGACGGCGAUCUCAAGGACGUAAUUGAGCGCAUACCAGAAACGUCUACUCCCAAGAAUGUCAUGGUCAUGUCUCUCCACUCCUGUGGAAAUCUUGUUCACCAUGGUCUUCGCUCCCUCAUACUCAACUCUGAAGUCCGCUGCGUAGCAAUGGUGGGCUGCUGCUACAACCUUGUCACAGAACGUCUGGGUCCUGCCACCUACAAAUUGCCUGAGCUCCGCCCAACUACACAUGACCAUCCGCGUCUGGAAAAGACAGGAGAAGCCAACGAUCCACAUGGUUUUCCUAUGUCUUCCCGCUUCUGCGAUUAUCAAGACAGUACUGUCAGCUCUCCCACAAAUAAUGACAGAGGUGUACGACUGAACAUCACCUCCCGAAUGAUGGCCGUCCAGGCUCCCUCCAAUUGGGGACCGGCCGACAGCGACAACUUUUUCACACGACACUUCUACCGCGCUCUCCUGCAACGUAUUCUGCUCGACUACGGUGUCGUUGGGCCUCCAAGUCCACAAUGUGUGGGAGGCUCCUCACCUGCCGGCCACAGUAGUGGAGGUACACCUAUCGUCAUCGGUAGUCUUCGCAAGAGCUGCUACGAGAACUUCACUACAUAUGUUCGAGGCGCACUAGAGAAGUUGGAAGCAAGCUCUGAAAGUGGUGCGCUCUUUCGAGAGAAACUGGGUGGCAUCACGGACGAGGCUAUAGGGAGGUAUGCGGAAGAGUGGAAGGAAGGAAAGAAGAAUCUCAGUGUGAUUUGGAGCUUGAUGGCCUUUUCUGCUGGUGUCAUUGAAGCCGCGAUUGUGGUCGAUCGAUGGCUUUGGUUGAAGGAGCAGGAAGAAGUCAUUGAGGAGGCCUGGGUCGAGCCUGUUUUUGAGUACAAAUUCAGCCCACGGAAUCUGGUGAUUGUUGGUGUGAGGAAGAGUAAGAAGUGA
This is a messenger RNA of Sphaerulina musiva SO2202, 1800 nucleotides long. RefSeq lists its product as uncharacterized. The transcript has a single exon. The record is from RefSeq and is a predicted model, not a curated record. NCBI's taxonomy places the organism in Eukaryota, Fungi, Ascomycota, Dothideomycetes, Mycosphaerellales, Mycosphaerellaceae. The coding region runs from base 1 to 1800 and encodes 599 amino acids.